Messenger RNA from Paramecium sonneborni, 630 nucleotides. The record is from the annotation of a GenBank genome assembly. Lineage: Eukaryota; Ciliophora; Oligohymenophorea; Peniculida; Parameciidae.
CAAAUAAUGAAUAAUCUUAUUGAGAGUGAAAAUAACUUACCAUUUCAAAAUAGUUUUGAAAAACUUAGGUAAUUGGUUAUAUAUGAUUUUUGACAGAAAAAGUAAUCGACCUUCCCAUUAUCAGAAAGUUGAUGAGACUAUAAGAUAAUAAAUUAUAGAUUAAGCUUGCAAUAAAGGAUAGCCAUUGAGAUAAGUAUUCAUAUUUAUAUCUUUUAGAUUGCUCAAAACCUUGGUAUAAAAUAUUCAACUGCGAAAGCCAUAGUCUAAGUGUACCAAAGUGAAGGAAGAAUAGGUAAAAAACGAACAAGAGACAAAAGAAUAUUUUAAGAGAUUGAAACCUUUAUAAUAGUUGUUCACAAGUAAUCAGGAAAAAUAGAAAAACUUAAGCUCAAGUCAGAGUGUAGUGAUCUAAAAACCAAUUUUCAAAGUUCUAAGAUUAAGUAUACAUGAAUUAUAUGAACUUUUAGCCUUGAAGAAGCUCACUAUUCUAAAUUAGCUCAAUACUUUGGAGAAUAUAAUCUUCAAUUAGAUGAUGAAGCACAGACUUCGUAAAAUGAAACCUUACUGAAUUUUGUAAAAAUCUUAAAUGAGCAAUACUAAUAAUUUUAGCAUAUUCCUAAACAAGAAUGA